AUUCGAUAUCAGUUACGAGUUGGCCACAUCAUCCGAUAGAAAGCAAAAAAGUGCAAUCGUAAAAUACUACUUCUCGACCAAAAUGAAAUCCGUCGUGUUCGCCCUCAUCCUGGUAUCGUUCGGUGCGCUGGUCAUUAGCCAGAGCCACAACUACUUCUGGGGUUACAAGGGACCGUACGAUGUCCUGCUGAAUCGCACCUUCGCCAUCAAGUCCUCGUCCAUCCUGCAAGUGAAGACCAUGGACCUGGUCUAUCCGCUGAAGGGUCAAGUAGGUCGUAACAUUUCGGCCAUCAAUAUCACCGACCAGUACACCAACGGCAAGGGUGGAUACGUAAACUUGUUGGCUGGUGGCAUCGGUUACAAUCACACAAAGAUUCACUUGAAAUCACAACGAGGCAACGGAUUCAGCUUUAUCGUGGAAAUUUAUGGCCGAUAAUUUCGCUCGAUGGCUGGGGUUUCUGAUUGCUUUAUGAAGAAAGCGGGGUGUAGCGUGGUAAUAAUUGUACUAUCUGUUUGGUGCUGUUUGAUAAUAUUGAUUCAAUCAAUGUUACCGGUUCAGUUUCGUAAUGAGCAAAAUGUUAUUUAUUGAAUGGUAUUAAGAUCUGCAAUAAAAUAAUAAACACGA
Molecule: messenger RNA, 625 nt
Organism: Armigeres subalbatus
Lineage: Eukaryota; Metazoa; Arthropoda; Insecta; Diptera; Culicidae
Product: probable salivary secreted peptide
Exons: 2
Coding region: 83-436 (117 amino acids)
Source: RefSeq, a predicted model, not a curated record